AUGACGCGAGCUGUGUUAAUUAUUUUCUGUGUCAUCGCAACUGUGAUCCGAUCUACUGAACAAUUGACAUGCGGCCCCAACGAGGACUUAGUGAAGUGUCCGGCUAAAUGUCUAUCAGACUAUUGCCCAAAGCAUGCAGAAGAAGAUAGAAGGUGUGAGAAACCAAAGGUAUGUGGAGAGCCGAAGUGCAAAUGUGGCUUCAACAUGCGGAGAGCUGAAAAUAGAGCUUGUAUAUCGACACGGGAUUGCCCACCCUUUCCUUGUACCGCCCCCAACACAGAGUACGUGAGCUGUCCUUCGUACUGUCCGACAGACGAUUGCUCACAAGCUACUCCUGAUGGCAGUUGCCCCAUAUUCGGCUACAAUCUCAUCGUAGUCGAGUGCUUUCCUCAGUGUAGAUGCAUCAGUGGCUACUGGAAGAACAACGGGACAUGUGUACCCUAUAGUGAAUGCCCCCAAAAUAAAAAUUAA
Messenger RNA from Arctia plantaginis, 471 nucleotides. Lineage: Eukaryota; Metazoa; Arthropoda; Insecta; Lepidoptera; Erebidae. The record is from the annotation of a GenBank genome assembly.